Messenger RNA from Solanum verrucosum, 1758 nucleotides. RefSeq names its product probable rhamnogalacturonate lyase B. NCBI's taxonomy places the organism in Eukaryota, Viridiplantae, Streptophyta, Magnoliopsida, Solanales, Solanaceae. The record is from RefSeq and is a predicted model, not a curated record. Gene Ontology annotation, molecular function: catalytic activity; carbohydrate binding. The transcript has 13 exons. Gene Ontology annotation, biological process: carbohydrate metabolic process. Bases 1 to 1758 code for a protein of 585 amino acids.
AUGCAGAAAAUGUGGAGAUAUAUGGUUGCUUUGUUGUUGUUCAUAGUAGCUGAUUGUCAUCCUCACAAUGGAUUUAUAGGAACAAGUUUUGAGGUAAUAAUUCACAAUGAAAACCAGACAGAACUUUCAUUUAAAAGAAAAUGGAAUGCUUCUCAAUCAAAUCAACCUCCCUUAAACAUUGAUAAAAGGUUUAUAAUAUUACGCGAUACACCAGGAUUUUAUACGUAUUCGAUCGUUGAACGUUUAAAAGGAUGGCCAAUUUCGUCAAUACAAAACAUCAGGCUUGUGUUUAGGCUUCAAACAAACAUGUUUAAUUACAUGGUUGUUUCUGAUGAGAGGCAACGUGUCAUGCCAACAGACGUGGAUCGAAACAAAGGCCAAGUGCUUGGCUAUAAAGAAGCUGUUCUUCUCACUAAUCCGACUAAUCCAGAUUUAAAAGGAGAGGUGGAUGACAAGUAUUUCUAUUCAAAUGAUGAUAAAGAUGGUAAAGUUUAUGGAUGGAUUAGUACUACUAAUCCUCCAUUAGGAUUUUGGAUGAUUAAUCCAAGUAAUGAAUAUCGUAUUGGAGGACCUCUUAAACAAGAUCUUACUACACAUGUUGGUCCAACUGUACUUACUGUAUUUUGUAGUACACAUUAUGCUGGAGAGGAUUUAGCAAUUAAAUUUCAACAAGGAGAAUCAUGGAAAAAAGUUUUAGGUCCUGUUUUUGUGUAUCUAAAUUCAAAUGCUGCAGCUAAGGCAAAUCCUUCCAUACUUUGGAAUGAUGCAAAGAAAAGAAUGAAUCAAGAAGUUGCAAGUUGGCCUUAUGAAUUUGCACUUUCAAAAGACUACAUCAAAUCUGAUCAAAGAGGAACUGUUAGAGGUCAACUAUUUGUUAAUGACAGGUUUAUCAGUAAACAAAAUGUGGCAGCAUCCAAUGCUUAUAUAGGAUUAGGGCCACCAGGAGAAGCUGGAUCUUGGCAAAGAGAAAAUAAAGGUUAUCAGUUCUGGAUUAAAACCGAUGGUAAAGGAAACUUCAUCAUAGAAAAUGUCAUAUUCGGUACAUAUAACUUGUAUGCAACAGUUCCAGGUUUUAUCGGGGAUUACAAAUACACUUCAAAUAUAAAAGUUACUUCAGGUUCAAAUAUUAAAUUAGGUACUUUGAUUUAUAAACCUCCAAGAAAUGGAGCUACAAUUUGGGAAAUUGGUAUACCAGAUAGAACUGCUGCUGAAUUUUUUAUUCCAAAUCCACCUUCACAAUUCAAAGUUCACAAAUACAAAAAUAAUUCUGAAUCAAAAUUUAGACAAUAUGGUUUGUGGGAACAAUAUGGUGUUUUAUAUCCUAAAAAUGAUCUUGUCUACAAUGUUGGGACUAGCAAUUACUCAAGAGAUUGGUUUUAUGCUCAAGUUACUAGGAAAAUAGGAAAUAAGACAUAUAAAGGUACUUCAUGGAAGAUUAUAUUUAACCUUGCCAAUGUUAAUAUUGCCUCAAAUUACACUCUCCAAUUGGCUCUUGCUGCAGCUCAUGAAGCUGACCUACAUGUUUAUGUCAACGAUGAAAAAAUACAAAAACCUCAUUUUUCGACAGGACAUAUAGGAGGAAGUAAUGCGAUCGCAAGACAUGGAAUUCAUGGAUUAUAUUGGCUUUAUAGCAUUGGAAUACAAGGCAAAUUGCUUGUCAAAGGAACAAACACAAUUUUUCUUGUACAAUCAAGCGGUCUCUCCCCUUUUGAAGGUGUAAUGUAUGAUUAUAUUCGUUUUGAAGGACCUCAUCAAUAA